Recurvomyces mirabilis is the source of this 1743-nucleotide messenger RNA. RefSeq lists its product as uncharacterized. Bases 1 to 1743 code for a protein of 580 amino acids. The record is from RefSeq and is a predicted model, not a curated record. NCBI's taxonomy places the organism in Eukaryota, Fungi, Ascomycota, Dothideomycetes, Mycosphaerellales, Teratosphaeriaceae. The transcript has 2 exons.
AUGCUUCGCAACAACACUGCCUCCGACAUGGCCCGCCGCCCAUCCUACACUCAACGCACAAGCAACGCCAUGGAGAACCUCAUGAUCAGCAUCAGCGGAUCAGCAGGCUUCAACGAAGCAGAAAUCCCUGCCGCCAUUCAUCGUCCACUGACCUUCGGCACGGGAGCCUUCAGCAGACGCAUGACGAAUCGCUACAACGCCGAACUCGACUAUGUCCAGCAGAGACUUGAACAAGGUAAGAACUUAUCAUAUACUCGCACGCACCCUGACAUCACUGGCAUUGCGGAGUUGGAUGGCAAGGAAAUUGAUGAGGAUGGGGGGGAGGUUGUUAGAGAUGAGAGAAAUGGUGGUGUGAGGGUUUCUGUUGGGAAGGCCAAGGGGAAGAGUGUGGUUGUCAAGAGGAGUCGGGAACAGAUUUGUUUGGAGACGGCUAAGGAGAUGAUGAUGCCUACUGUGCCUGAGGAUGAGGUGGUUGAGGGGGAUGCGGGUAUGGUGACGAUGGAGAGCGAGCUCGUGCGUCCGAAGGGUAAGCUGUUUGAUCCUGAGGCGGAGAGUCUGCGGGAGAAAGGGGCCGAUGACCAGAAGUGGCAGCCGAAGUCUACUGUCGAUCCCAAGAUUUCCAAGAAGAGCGGCAUUCAAUCCAGUGAGGACGUCCGCCAUAACCAGUUGUCCUACGACAAGAAUCAGGAGACCAUCCGCAAGACCCUCACACCAGGUGUUGCUCGUGGCCCGCCAUCCAAGGAGAACAGUCCACUCACCAACGUCACAAACCAGACCAGGAUGCACCUGCUCGGCACGAACGACGAGAAGAAGCUCAGCGAGCUCAUGCGCAUGAAGUCGAUCAUUCCGAAGUUCAAGGGCUACCCGCAGUAUUUCGAAAACAAGAGCAGCGCCAAUACCUCUAAUGCAGCAACCCAGCAAGAUAUGCCAAGCCAACGCCUUCGAGAGUCAUUCAAACAGUCUUUGAAGAAAGUCACAUUCGGCCUGGCUCCCGUGCGUCCUACUGGUAGCAACAGUGUCCCGAUCAGGCGAAUGGCAUCUGGACUCCUGGCAGGCACCAGAACAGCUACUCGCCCAUCUCGUUUCGCGGAGAGAGUAUCAGCAAUCUGUGGCGUCAAGUAUGAACCCACCUUGCUCGGUCUACCGUCUGAUCUCCGCCAAAAGAUCACUGACCAAGUCAUUCUCUGCGGCGGUCCAGUCUCGUCUGUUCCUGCGGGCUCUGCGGGUUCUCAGCUACGAAACAGCCUGCGUUGGCUCUUCAUGCUGGUGAACUCCUGCCUUCUUCGCUCGUCGUCCCGACCGGUUCGUUGGCUGGUGGCUCUGUCCAGAGAAGAGCGGAGUAUGCUCCGCCAUGUCGAAGUCUCCACUAAGGAGAUGUCGUCUACCAUCUGUAUGAUGGCUGGUCUGGGACUCAAAAUCGUCCAUCGAAUCCCGUCGUACAGUUUGGUAGAUCUGAUGCGAGAUGAGCGUGCGUCGGUAUGGCUGACUUUCACAGCCACAUCCCCGUCGUUCCGGGUCGGUGAGGUGUUACCGCCGGUCUUUGAGACGGCGCCUAUCGAUCUCUGGGACGGAAGGGAUGUGGUUGGGGAGCAGGGAGGAGACCGUGGUCCGGUAGAGGACAAGAGGGCGUCGUUAUGGACGACAGGGACGUCGAUCUUGGGUGGGGAGGUGGAGGAGUACGACGGUGAGGUCGUGGAGGGCGAGAUGAUUGUGGCCGGGCGUGGUAAAGUUGUGGAUGUUUGA